AUUGAUUUAUGUACUACUAAUAAGAUCUUCGAAAUUUCAUCAGCCACAUCUACCCAAGUACCCUUUUUAAUAACAUUGAACCAUUCCCAAUAAAUUUCAAGAGAAUCAAUCCUUCAUGAUAACAUCUUGGAACUCAUAAUCUUCCAAAAUGGCUAUCGAGAAAAGUGAAAGAAUCCUAGUCCUUCCAGGCGACAAGUUAGAUCACACAUUAAUCCCCUCACAUCCUAAAAAGGCUUUGCGCCUUGGCCCUGGACUCCGGCACAUUCCUCCCAAUGAGCUCGUGCCCACUGUUGCUGGCCAACUCGUUACAGAUCACAGAAAGAACUCGAUAUGGAUUGAGUACAACGGAGGACGGUAUGUACCAACGGUUGGUGACCUCGUCAUUGGCACCGUCCACCAUUCAGCAACCGACUACUUUUACGUCCAGCUGUCAGGGUACACUUCAAAUGCCGUGCUACCCCAACUCGCCUUUGAAAUGGCUACCAAGAAAACUCGUCCCAAUCUGAGCCCUGGAUCUCUGGUGUAUGCGAGAGUGAGCCUCGCCAACCGGCACAUGGACCCGGAGCUCGAGUGUGUCUCUCCUACGACUGGCAAGGCUGAGGGCUUGGGCCCGUUGAAUGAGGGUAUGGUAUUUGAAGUCUCGCUAGGCAUGGCCAGGAGAUUAUUGAUGCGGAAGUCGGUCGAGGAGGGUAAAGUAGUUGUGUUAGAAGAGCUGGGAGCUGCAGGCCUCGCCUUCGAAACGGCCGUAGGUAGGAACGGGAAGGUCUGGGUCAACAGCGAGAAGACCAAGGUUGUGCUUGCAGUUGGCCGUGCAGUCAAGGAAACGGACGAAAAGAACCUCAGUAUCGAGCAACAAAAGAAGUUGGUACGCAGGCUGAUAAAAGAAUUGAAUUAGGUCAAUCCUAGAGGAGCAAAGGUGAGAUAGAGUACUGGCGUUUUGCAUAAACGAGACCUCAAGAACAUAUAUCAGAACAUGUAAAGGUUUAUUGUAUCGAUGAUGCUCAA
Hypoxylon fragiforme is the source of this 1005-nucleotide messenger RNA. RefSeq lists its product as uncharacterized. The record is from RefSeq and is a predicted model, not a curated record. Gene Ontology annotation, biological process: exonucleolytic trimming to generate mature 3'-end of 5.8S rRNA from tricistronic rRNA transcript (SSU-rRNA, 5.8S rRNA, LSU-rRNA); U4 snRNA 3'-end processing; TRAMP-dependent tRNA surveillance pathway. Gene Ontology annotation, cellular component: cytoplasmic exosome (RNase complex); nuclear exosome (RNase complex). Gene Ontology annotation, molecular function: RNA binding. Bases 149 to 895 code for a protein of 248 amino acids. The transcript is spliced from 3 exons. Lineage: Eukaryota; Fungi; Ascomycota; Sordariomycetes; Xylariales; Hypoxylaceae.